Molecule: messenger RNA, 2811 nt
Organism: Paramisgurnus dabryanus
Lineage: Eukaryota; Metazoa; Chordata; Actinopteri; Cypriniformes; Cobitidae
Source: RefSeq, a predicted model, not a curated record
CAUCAGCACAAGUAAAAAAAAUGGACAGCUGUUCAGCAGCUGUGUAAAUUCACAAGCUUUGUUGCUCUCUCGUGCUUUGGUCUAGUCAUGUGUUGACAGUCGUAGUAAUCUAAUCUUGUGCCAAAUAGAUCCGGCAUUGUAUGAGGACAAUGAUUCCAAACAACAGAGAAACAAAUCUGAAUGAGUUUCAGACAGUUUAUAAAUGAAGGCUUUGUUUAUUCGUGAUGUCAUCAGUAUUUGAUCAAGAAGACACAGCGGAAAGAGGACAUGUCAGUUGCUUUUCAAGAGAUGGCGGCAGAGAGGCAAAUAUUAUGGAUUGCAGCCAUAAGCAUCCCUCCUUCAGCCUCUCUCUUAGUGGUUCCCCUCCUGAGAUGCUCAGUGGUACAUUCCUAUGUACUAUACACCACACAGCUCUACCUCAAGUCCAUCAGACAGCAGAGCGCUUCACGCAUGCAGCAUCACCUCUGUAAAGCGUUGCUGGUCGCGUGUAACCGAGUGUCUAAUUGCGGUUGACUGUGUGUCUGCAUGCAUUGUGGGUCUGACCUUCUACUGUUCUCUGUCUAGACGUUCAGGAUGUGUGACGGGUGGUAUUCACAGUAAACGGACCCCCUCCCAUUUCCACACCACCCCCUGGCCACUCCGGCACUCCUAAAGGCCCCCGGACAGACCCAGCAGUCGUCUCCGGGAUGUCUUCACCGGGAUCCUCCAGUGGCAGCAAAAGGAAUUCCUCGGAGUUGGAGCUCGAGCAUGCUCAGAGAGUACCGGAGGUGGAGCCUGUCCAGCCACAGGUAAAACUAAAAGACAGGCAAAAGUUUUUUGAGGAGGCUUUUCAGCAGGACAUGGAGCAUUACCUUUCCACAGGAUACCUGCAGAUCACAGAAAGAAGAGAGACAAUAGGAAGCAUGUCUUCGAUGGAGGUGAACGUGGACAUGCUGGAGCAAAUGGACCUGAUGGAUAUGUCCGACCACGAGGCUUUGGACGUCUUUCUCAACUCUGGUGGAGAGGACAAUAGCGUGGCUUCGCCGAUGCUGGGGCCAGAUUUAGAGUCGUUCACUUCUGAGAUCACACUUCAGGUGCCCACACAGGCCGACCUUAGACACAAGCUCGCCUCGCUGUCCUCCACAUGCACAGACUCAGUCAGUCAAGACACAGAAGCAGGGGAGGAGGAAGACGACGAUGAAGAGGACCAGAGGCAACUGACGGGAAACCAUAGCUCUGCGCUUGUCCAGACAGACCGGGAAGAGGCCGAGUUGGAUUCAGGGCGAAAUUGUCCGAUCAAGAACUGUGAGAGCAGCAACUCCUCGUGAAUAUGUGGAGGACGGACAACAGACUGUGACAGGAAGUGAUGUAAUAAUGAAUGUGCUAUGCACUUGAGUCCAGAGGAAGAGUGUGGAAUUGUCUCAACAUAUGUUUUUGUGCUGUUCAGUGUACGCCUGAUCCUGUGCCUGCCCUCCAAAUCCAUAAAUAUCUUUUAUGCUGUUGGACAUUCACUACAUACGGCUGAUAAUGUUGUAAAUACCUGUACAUCCAUGAUGAAUUUAGCCUCAGUACCGUUGUUGUCAUGGUGAACAGAGAUAUAAAUCGAUCAAUUUUUACCUUCUUCUCUCAAUAGCUUCAGAUAAAAGAGAUAUAUCAUUGAUGUAUUCAAAACAGAUGUGUAUGCCGCGAGCUACAUCUCUCUCAUGUUUUAAAUCAAUAAUGCUUUACUGGCUUCAGGCUUACCAAAGUGAGAUUAUGAUGAUUAGGAUCAAUAUCUCGAUUAGGCUUUAGGCCAUAUUUCAAUAUUCGACUCCAGAUUCAAUAAAAAAAAGAUAAACAGCAGGCAGAAAAAAUCAGACAAUUCAGCUUGAAUGUCUGGAUUUCAUUGUAUAAUGAAAACAAGCAUUGACAGCUGUAAACAAAUGAUGCUAGACUUGCUAGAACGAAUUUCACUUUUGGCAACAGCUUUCAACUUGAAACAGAAAAUGUUAAAUGACUUUGCACCUUUAUUCUGAAAAGACCUUUAUUCUGAAAAUUAUCAUUUAUGUUUAAUACUUUCUUCCAUGGUCACUAUAAUUUUUUUCUGAUUUUUAUUGUGUGUCGGAAAUUAAAAUUUAACAUCAUCUACACAGUAUAGUAGUAGAUUACUAAUUGGUAAAAUAUUAAAACAUGAUAAACACAUACCCUGUGCACCUCUGUUACAUGCUAAAAUGCUACAGGGCGUUGCUUUUUUUUUCAUUUUACUUUUUACUGUGCCUGCUCGGUUUUUUAUGUGUUGUGUUCAAACAUUUACUAUUAUUUUUUAUUUAAAAUCAAAAUAAACUUCAAUCUUUUGGUCGAAUCAGUUAUUUAUAUACAAGCAUACACAAAAAAAAAAAUGCUGGGUUAUUUUCAACCUAUCGUUGGGUCAAAAAGGGAUCAACCCAACCUGUUGGGUGGUUUUAACUCAUUUUUGGGUCAAAUCUAAAUAUUUUCUGGGUUGAUAAAUAUUUCCCAAUGGCUGAGUUUGUGCCUUUUUGACCCAAUGCUGGGUUGAAAAAAGUGUAGGGUUAAAACAUUUUUACAUCUCUAUUAAGCAAUUCAUGCAGUGAAAAUCAAUAGUUACAUGGUUGUAUAGUUAGUUUUUUUUUGAGAAACUACCCUGUUAGAAAAAAGUACAAAACUAUCUUAUGUGUCAUAAGGUUCUGCUUCAUGCCUUUACAAGUAUACAAAUCAUAAUAUAAUGUUGUACCUUUUUUAACCCUUUUUGAGUGGAGGAAGGGGGUGAAAAGGUGAUUUACACCUUCAAAUUAAUAUAAUAGCAUUUUUUUGGUCUAUAAGUCUAAUUUUGGU